UGGGUGACAAGUCUGGGCACAUGCGACUGUUAAGGAAGCACAGACCAGUUCUCCAGUCAACCAGUCUCCGCAGCCGCCGCAAGGCCGCGCAGGGGCCAACAGCCGAGCCGGGGCUAGUGUGUCCCUAACACCGUGAAAUUUUUGGCCCAGCUUGAAGUUCCUGUCCCGGGCGCGGGUCUUUGACAAGCUUGGUCGGAACGGAUAUUUUCAUAUCGUCGGACAGCUCUCUCCCCAUCCAAAGCGACAUCCAACCAACCAGGCUCCGGGACAGUCAACUGGCGACAAACUCGCGUCCACCACCCAUCCGCAACUCUUUUGUCCCCACGCAACACCACUGCAGUUGACGACACCAUCCGUUGCGUCCUCGAUUCCCACCAAAAACCUCUCGUCGUCCUUGUCCACUGCGACCGUUACAAUCAUGGCCUCGUUUUCCACUGAGUCGCCUUUGGCGAUGCUGCGCGACAAUGCCAUUUACUCGAGCCUUUCCGAUGCCUUCAACGCCUUCCAGGAAAGGAGGAAACAGUUCGGUCUUUCCAACCCCGGCACGAUCGAGACCAUCGCCCGCGAGGUCCAACGCGAUACCCUCCUCACCAACUACAUGUUCUCUGGCCUCCGCGCCGACGUCACCAAGGCUUUCAGCCUCGCCCCUCUCUUCCAAGUUUCCCACCAGUUUGCCAUGGGCGAGAGGCUGAACCCUUAUGCCUUUGCCGCUCUCUACGGAACCAACCAGAUCUUCGCUCAGGGUAACCUGGACAACGAGGGCGCUCUCUCGACAAGAUUCAACUACAGAUGGGGCGACAGGACCAUCACCAAGACGCAGUUCUCGAUCGGCGGCGGCCAGGAUAUGGCCCAGUUUGAGCACGAGCACCUUGGCGACGACUUCACUGCCUCCCUCAAGGCCAUCAACCCCUCUUGCCUCGACGGCGGUCUCACCGGUAUCUUUGUCGGCGACUACCUCCAGGCCGUCACUCCCAGACUCGGCCUCGGUCUCCAGGCCGUCUGGCAACGCCAGGGUCUCACUCAGGGCCCCGAUACCGCUAUCUCCUACUUUGCCCGCUACAAGGCCGAUGACUGGGUUGCUAGCGCUCAGCUCCAGGCUCAGGGUGCUCUCAACACUUCCUUCUGGAAGAAGCUUACGGAUAGGGUCCAGGCUGGUGUUGAUAUGACCCUUUCCGUUGCUCCCUCUCAGAGCAUGAUGGGUGGUCUUACCAAGGAAGGCACCACCACCUUUGGUGCCAAGUACGACUUCAGAAUGUCCACCUUCAGGGCUCAGAUCGACUCCAAGGGCAAGCUCAGCUGCUUGCUCGAGAAGCGUCUUGGUGCCGCCCCUGUCACCCUGACCUUCGCUGCUGAUGUUGACCACGUCACUCAACAAGCCAAGCUCGGCAUGUCCGUCUCCAUUGAGGCGUCUGAUGUCGAUCUCCAGGAGCAGCAGGAGGGUGCCCAGUCCCUCAACAUCCCCUUUUAAACUGAAAUAUGUAUAUCCGGGAUGAAGAACACUGGUCGAUUGAGCCAGCAUUUGGUUUCCACUCCACCUUUGCACUCUACUCAUUGUGUUGACAACGUAAUAUAAUCACACACGAUGCCCACCAAGUAUCAAGGAACAGAAAGGGUGAGGGUCAUACCGUUUCACCGUCCCUCACCACCAGCGCCAUU
Molecule: messenger RNA, 1656 nt
Organism: Neurospora tetraspora
Lineage: Eukaryota; Fungi; Ascomycota; Sordariomycetes; Sordariales; Sordariaceae
Product: mitochondrial import receptor subunit tom-40
Exons: 5
Coding region: 419-1468 (349 amino acids)
Biological process (GO): protein import into mitochondrial matrix
Cellular component (GO): mitochondrial outer membrane; mitochondrial outer membrane translocase complex
Molecular function (GO): transmembrane protein transporter activity
Source: RefSeq, a predicted model, not a curated record